This is a messenger RNA of Capsicum annuum, 1303 nucleotides long. RefSeq lists its product as uncharacterized. The coding region runs from base 438 to 1217 and encodes 259 amino acids. The record is from RefSeq and is a predicted model, not a curated record. The transcript has 5 exons. Lineage: Eukaryota; Viridiplantae; Streptophyta; Magnoliopsida; Solanales; Solanaceae.
GAUUUAUUAGUUUUCUAUUCUAUAUUUGUCCAAUUCGUCGACUAGAGUACCCUACAUAAUUUGCUAAUUUUCUAUUUGGAUCCUCCCACAACCACUUUUCAUUCAUAACACUUGCCUUUCCAUUUAGGUAUCCAUAUCACCUCACCAAAAAAUCAUCACACAUACUUAUAAAUAUCCAAAGAGGAUAAAAGACAACUAAGAACGAGAUUCACAUGGUAUUGUAAAGUAAUAAUGAAAGAAAUAGUAAUAGGAUUGUAGUAAUGUCCCAAUUUUUGGCAGAUACAGGCGCCUGAUUGAGCAACGCAACUAGCUGGUCCCAAAGACCAUGUGGGUGACAAGUGACACCUGUUGAUCUUUUAUUACUAGUACUUCCCAGUAGUCAAUCUCUUCUUCAUAAUAAUAUUUUAAUUUUGUUCUCUUCCUGAUCAGCUACUUCUAUGGCUGCAUUAAGUUGUUCUGUUUCACUAUCAUUUCCCAUAUCUAAACUUCAACUUCCAAGAAAAUACAGACGCUUGCAUAUUACACUUGCAUCAUCAUCAGCAUCACCAGCUAUGCCUUCUCAUGAAUCAUCUUCAUUAUCUACGCAAAGUGGAAGUAGUGUAUUAUCCUCACCAACAGUGCCAUUAGUUGAGUCUACUAAAACACCACAAAAUGGAUUUGCUAGAUUUGUUCAGAACACUGAGACAACUGUUGAAAGGACAAUAUUUGACUUCCGGUUUCUGGCAUUCCUUGCUAUCGGAGGUUCAUUGGCUGGUUCCCUGCUCUGCUUCCUCAAUGGCUGUGUCUACAUUAUUGACGCUUACAAGGUUUACUGGACGAGCUGUGUGAACGGAAUACACACAGGGAAAAUGGUUCUGCGAUUGGUUGAAGCUAUAGAUGUUUAUCUUGCUGGGACAGUGAUGUUCAUCUUCGGGAUGGGCUUGUAUGGAUUGUUUAUCGCUAAUGCCUCUCCAACUGCCGACCGUGCCCUCAAGCAAUCUUCCUUGUUUGGGAUGUUUGCUCUGAAGGAGAGGCCAAAAUGGAUGAAGAUCAGUUCACUUGAUGAACUAAAAACCAAAGUGGGACAUGUAAUUGUCAUGAUACUUCUUGUCAAGAUGUUCGAGAGGAGCAAGAUGGUCCCAAUAGCCAGUGGUACUGAUCUAUUGAGCUACUCCGUGUGUAUUUUCUUGUCAUCGGCUUCCUUGUAUAUUCUCCAUAAUUUGCACAAGUCAGAAUAACAGUUGACAUGUGCCAUACUGAUGAUACAUGUAUAGCUAAGAGAUACAUUAUAUAUUCUUUUAUGAAAACCUUGUUUUGUGGAGGA